Selaginella moellendorffii is the source of this 2237-nucleotide messenger RNA. RefSeq names its product pentatricopeptide repeat-containing protein At4g02750-like. The transcript has a single exon. NCBI's taxonomy places the organism in Eukaryota, Viridiplantae, Streptophyta, Lycopodiopsida, Selaginellales, Selaginellaceae. Gene Ontology annotation, molecular function: protein binding. The record is from RefSeq and is a predicted model, not a curated record. The coding region runs from base 18 to 2165 and encodes 715 amino acids.
AAAAUGGUAUCGAUCAAAUGAAGCACAACACUCGAGAGAAGUGGCUGGAACUCAUCGAGAAUUGUGACAAUCUUUCUACUGCCCGGCGCAUUCACUCGGGAGUCCUUGGCCAACACUCGCAUCUUGAUGUUUUCGUGCUCAACAAGCUUGUGGGCAUGUAUGGCAGAUGCGGUAGCCUAGCGCACGCCCGAGAGGUUUUCGAUGCCAUUGCUGCCAAGGACGCCUUCUCCUGGCAACUCCUGCUAUCAGCCUGUGCCCGCAAUGGACCGCUCGGGCAAGCCAGAGAAGUUUUUCUCCAGAUGCCUGACAAAGAUUUGGUAUCCUGGAAUUUGCUGCUGGGAGCAAAUUCUAAACACGGAUCUCCCGAGGAUACCAAGAAGACCUUCGAUUCCAUGCCGCAGUGGGAUUGUUUCUCGUGGACCAUCUUGCUCAAUGUAUAUGCCCAAGCGGGAGAAUUGGAAGACGUUAAGAAGAUCUUUGAUAGCAUUCCAGAUAAAAACAUCUUCAUGUGGCGCACUAUGAUCAAGGCAUUUCAUAAAGCUGGUGAUGCUGUAAACGCGAAGAAGUGUUUCCACCACAUUCCAUUGUAUAACCUUGUAAUCUGGAAUGCGAUGCUUACAGCUCAUGCCCAAACUGGGCAUCUAGUAGAAGCGAGAAAGAUAUACGAGCAGUUUCCGGCAUGGAAUCUUGAGUCCUGGAAUAUAAUCCUGGCCGCGUACGCCAGGAAUGGUGAGCCGAUGGAGGUGCGUGAAGUGUUUGAAUCCAUGGAGCAACGGAAUCUAGUGUCUUGGAACUCCCUUCUUUGGGCAUAUGUCCAAGGCGGGCAUCUAAGAGAGGCCAGGCGAGUGUUCCAAUCAACGCCAGAGAGGGAUCUCAUCUCCUGGAACACGCUGCUCGAUGCGCACUGCCAGCACGCCGGAUCGAUCGACGAGGCGAGGCUGCUGUUCGAUACGAUGCCACAUCGCGACGCGGUGUCAUGGAAUUCAAUCGUCGCGGGGUACGCGCGGGCUGGCAAUCCGGAGGAAGCCAAGCGUCUGUUCGAUAGGGCUCCUCAGCUGGAUCUUAAGAUCUGUACCACGAUGGUAGCGGCGCUGGCAGAGAGCGGCCAGAUCCAAGAAGCCCGGGCGCUCUUCGAUGGGAUCCUCGAGAAGGAUUUGGCGCUCUGGAACGCUCUGCUCGCUGGCUGUUGCCUGCGUUCGCAAUCGCUGGAAAAAGCGCUGGAAAUCUUCGAUGCGAUGCCGCGGGUGAAUCUCUCAUCGUGCUCGUCCCUGCUCUCGUGCUACUCUCGAUUCGGGGAGCUGGAGCGCGUCAAGCAGUUCUUCGAUCGAAUGCCGCAGCAAAAUCUCGUGUCCUGGAGUUGCAUGCUACUCGCGUAUGCGCAGAACGAUCGCCUGGAUCACGCCAGGAGCUUGUUCGAUCAGAUUCCAGAGCGGGACCUCGUGUGCUGGAAUUCGAUCUUGGGAGCGUAUGCCGGCAGUGGCGAUCUGCACGAAUGCCGCAAGAUCUUCCAAGAAAUCCCGGAUCCAAGCGUGGCCUCCUGGACAUCGCUUCUCACCGCCUUCGCGACCCAAGGGCAUCUCGCGGAAGCCAAAGAGCUCUUCGAUCGAUGCCCCAAUCGAGACACGAUCAUCUGGAACGCGCUGCUGGCGGCGUACGCGACCAGCGGGCGACCAGCGGUGGCAAUGGAUCUGUUCACCAAAAUGCCCGAUCAAACGCCCAUCGCUUGGACUUCCUUGCUAGCAGCAUUUGCCGCGAGGGGGCAUCUUUUAAGAUGCGAGGAAUCCUUCGCGGCGAUGAAAACUCUCCACGCCCCUGGGGAGGCGUGCUUCGUGCUGGCCCUGGCGGCGUCUGGUCACGGGGGUCGCGUGUUCGAUUCGCGCCGCCACUUCCAGUCAAUGGUGGCUGACUUUGACCUGGAACCCCGGAAGCAGCACUACAGCUGCAUGGUGGACGCGCUGGCCAGGGCGGGCUACUUGGACGACGCGAUGGAGCUCCUGGAGAAUAUGCCUUACCGCCCGGAUACCGUCGAUUCGAUGUGCUUCCUGGCCGCGUGUAGGAGCCACCAAGGCGACCGCCCCCUUCGUCUUCUCCACGAGGGCGACAAAGAAUCGUCCACUUACGCGCUCCUGGCUAGCAUUUCCAGCUCUAGAGUCACUGCUCCUUGAUAGCAAUCGAUGGUAUUUAUGGAUUAGAGGGACAAGGAUCUCCGAUCCAUGAAUUUGUCUAGAUGAUCAGGG